Molecule: messenger RNA, 813 nt
Organism: Trematosphaeria pertusa
Lineage: Eukaryota; Fungi; Ascomycota; Dothideomycetes; Pleosporales; Trematosphaeriaceae
Exons: 2
Coding region: 1-813 (270 amino acids)
Source: RefSeq, a predicted model, not a curated record
AUGAGCUCUUCGCCCGCACCAGUCGAAUCGCCGAAUCAGUACAGCCUAGUAUCCGAUACCUACGGACCGGGCGUCGUCCUAGCCUGGAUCUUAGUCGCCUACACCAUUGCGGCGCACAUCAUUGAACGCGCCUCUCCGGGAAUAGACACCAUCAAACGCGACCUUCUCAUAACCGUCAGCUUUCCCGCCGGCGUCGCCGUUCAUCUCGUCAUUCUAGUCAGCCAAUAUCCCGACCCCCAUAUGGGCCCCUGCGGUAGUGUGCAGGAUAGCUUCGGCAUGAACCUCACGCUGGGCAUAAUGGCCUCCAUUGCUGCACGACCAAACUGGCCCAUCAAGAGAUUGUGUCUGCUGGGAGUAUCGAACACCUGGAUCUUCAUCGCCCUAUGCUACGCACGACACGGAUGGUCCUUGCUCGUUAUUGGCGCAGCUUUCCUUCCAGCAGCGACACCAUCAAUUGGAUGUCUAUGGGGCGCUAUGUGCUUCUGCAUCGUGGCUUUCGCCCACUCCAUAAUCCGAACGUCCUUGCGGGGUUCUUGCAUGGGGUUCUUCUUCCGUAUGGUCGCUCUGGCCAUUUCAUUCGGCUUCCUUCUUUAUAUCAUCGUCAUCUUCGGCGGUUUGGGACUUGUUUGGUAUUACUGGAUCUUGCCCGAUACGAACAUUUCGAUUGCCGAGUAUGAGCAACUUCUGGCGCUCGCGGGGGGAAUCAUUAAUGCUGCCUUUUCUCUGCGGCAUAUCCUCAGGACAUACGGACCAAAGGCUCGGGCCACGUUGGUAAAGAUGUGGACGGAAGCUCAUGACACCGAUUUCUGGUGA